This is a messenger RNA of Penicillium waksmanii, 1455 nucleotides long. Its product is annotated as serine/threonine-protein phosphatase 2A activator. The transcript is spliced from 3 exons. Bases 1 to 1455 code for a protein of 484 amino acids. Gene Ontology annotation, cellular component: protein phosphatase type 2A complex; nucleus; cytoplasm. The record is from RefSeq and is a predicted model, not a curated record. Gene Ontology annotation, molecular function: peptidyl-prolyl cis-trans isomerase activity; protein tyrosine phosphatase activator activity. NCBI's taxonomy places the organism in Eukaryota, Fungi, Ascomycota, Eurotiomycetes, Eurotiales, Aspergillaceae. Gene Ontology annotation, biological process: mitotic spindle organization.
AUGAACACGGACGGCCGCGCUGUCCGCGUUCUACCGACGCUCGAUUCGGCAGCAUCACACAACUUUAUGAAACCUGUCAAGAAAAUCCACGAGGCGCAAGAUGUUCCUCCUUUCUUGAUCUCGAAGGGCUAUACGGAUAUCAUGACUUUCGCCCUGCAGUUGAACAGGUCGAUGUUUCCGGAAAAACUUGCCGACGGGACUUCACAAUCAUGGCCCCUGAAUGCCGAAGAAGUGCAGUUCUCUGCACCGGUCCGACAAUUGCAAGACCUCCUCUCAAAACUCGAAGACCUUGUACUGGAGGUUCCACCAGACAGCGGCCCGCGCAGAUUCGGAAACAUCAGCUUCAGAAAAUGGCACGAGGUCUUGGAAGAGCGGGCGUCUUCUUUGCUGAAGGAAUGUUUACCCGCGGAGAUCUUGGAGAGACCUUCGUCGGAGGCAGAUGGCGUCACUGCCGAGGCGGAGCUUAAAGCGUAUUUUCUUGGAAGUUGGGGAAGUGGACAGAGGUUGGAUUACGGUACGGGGCAUGAGCUCAGCUUCCUGGCAUUCUUGGGGUCGAUUUGGAAGCUCAAUGGGUUCCCCAAGUCCGGCCCGGGUGUUGAAGAGAGAGCUAUUGUGCUUGGCGUGAUCGAGCCGUACUUGGACCUCGUGAGACUACUUAUCAAAACAUAUACACUCGAACCUGCCGGCUCCCACGGAGUAUGGGGCCUCGACGACCACGCCUUUCUCCCUUACAUAUUCGGAUCUGCUCAACUGUCACCAGCUAUCAAUGAGACUGAUUUGACCCCUGAGGAGGGUUCGCUGCCGGAUGCUCCCGACCCAGCCGGCGUAGUCAAGCAAAACAUCGUGGAGCGAGAGAGAAAGACUAACAUGUACUUUUCUGCUAUCGGAUUCAUCUAUGACGUGAAGAAAGGCCCGUUCUGGGAACAUAGUCCCAUGCUUUACGACAUAUCAGGUAUUCGAGCUGGCUGGGGGAAAAUCAACAAGGGAAUGAUCAAAAUGUGGAACGCAGAAGUUCUGUCCAAGUACCCUGUGGUGCAGCAUUUCCCAUUCGGCUCUCUGUUCAGCUGGGACCGCGAUCCUUAUGCCGUCGCCCCUCCAUCUACUGUACAUGCCACCUCUGGCCCACAGGGACGGCCUGUCGUACCAGAUGCCGGUCCACCGACAUCCGCAACGGCCCGACCAGGUGCAGAUAGCGGAACGAAGGCGCCAUGGGCAACAGCAGGAGCUGGAUCCCGAGCCCCUCCAAUGGGCCCGACAGCGGCGCCUUGGGCAGCGACAAGAAGAGAUGGUCCCCCAGCCCCGGGUUCCAUCCCUGGCCCCAGCAUGGCAGCUCUUCCAGAUACUUCUCGACUGCCUCCGGGUCCUAUGGCUCCCACCCGGGCUCCGUGGGCAAACUCCCAGCCCCCAGCUCCGCCCGGUGGAGACGGCCCUACAAAGGCCCCUUGGGCUAAAUGA